AUGGAGCAUGCUGGAGCACGAGUCACCAAAAGCAUGACCAAGGGAUGCGUCCAAGGCUCAACCUGUGGACCCAUCCUUUGGAAUAUAAUCCUAGAUGAACUUCUCGAUCUACCCCUCCCCCCAGGAUGUCAUAUACAGGCGUUUGCUGAUGACGUCUUCCUCACGAUUACCGCAAAAAACGUCGAAGAGAUAGAACACCAUACAAACAGCGCCUUAGACACAAUAGUUAAAUGGGGAAGGAGCGUUAAACUGGAGUUCGGCCCAUCUAAAACUAAAGUAAUUUCAUUCACACCCAGAUGUAAAAGAGCCAUUAUUAAAAUAGACAAUCACAACCUCAUUUUUGAUAAAGAAAUUAAAUAUUUAGGCUUAAUAAUAGACGAGAAUUUGACGUUUACCAGCCAUGUGCAUUUCAUUAUAAAUAAAGCGAGUCGAAUUUUCAAUAAACUUUGCCUUUACACAAGACCCACUUGGGGCGCACAUCCAGAGAACAUCAGGACCAUCCACAAUCAAGUAAUAACACCUAUAAUCACUUACGCGGCGGGUAUUUGGGGACACAUUGCCCAUAAACUAUAUAUAAAAAAUGACCUACAGAGAUUACAACGAGGCUUUGCAAUUAAAGCGAUCAAGGCAUUCCGCACUGUCUCCACAACCGCAGCGCUAGCGCUCGCUCAGUUCACUCCUUUUGACCUAAAAAUUUUAGAACAACAUGCUAUAGAAACCACCCGACUCACAGGUGCAUCCCCCAUCAUACCCAACAAUAUCCCCUUAGAACGUCCUACCCCACCAGGCAAGCUUCUUCACCCUGCACUCAGAAUAAAUACUGAAAUCAGUAAACUAAGCAACCAGGAGGAAAUCGUCCAAAUUUGCCCCCCACACGCCUGUCAAAUUUACACUGACGGCAGCAAACAAGAGAACGGGGCGGUAGGUGCAGCAUUUGUAUGCUGGGACCCACAUACCAAUAGAUCCACACCCAAAAAAUACAAACUCCACCACACUUGCACAGUUUUCCAAGCAGAGCUUUUUGCCAUCGCAGAAGCAUGCAACUGGGCACGCAAUAAAAAAUUCAUAAGCACAUAUAUCUUUUCCGACUCUCUCUCAUCCAUACAGGCCAUUCACAAUAGGAGUAACACCCAUCCACUAGUCACUAAAAUUCAUUACAUUAUACACUCACACAGAGAUAUAGGGGAAAUCAAAAUUUUAUGGGUCAAAAGCCACAUUGGUAUAACUGGCAACGAGACCGCAGACUCCUUAGCCAACUCAGCAGCCACAUUACAUAGAAGCCCCGAUUAUGCCUACUUCCCCCUUUCACACAUCAAGCAACAAAUACGUCUUCGUCAUCGUCAGUCUUGGGAGAGGAGAUACCAGAGCGCGCCUCAAGGGAGUCACACACGUUCUUUGCUCCCCACUUUAGACAGCGUUGACAAUCUAUGGUCUGCUGCUAAGACAUCUUUUCAAUUCACGCAGUAUCUCACAGGGCACGGCUUUCACAAGUCAUACCUCUACAGAUUCAAAAUCGCAGAUAACGAAGCGUGCCCCUGUGAUGAUACCACUGCACAAACUUUUGAUCACUUAAUUAAGGACUGCCCACGCUUUCAAAAUUAUAGAUUAGACCACAAGCUCCUUUGUAGGUGCCUCAAGGUGUCUCCAUACUCCCUGCCCGAACUCCUGUCUAAGAAAUCUGCCCUUGAUUCUUUCACUAAAUUCAUCACAUAUAUAGUUGACCAUUUAAAAGCAUUCAACAAUCCCAACCCUUAA
Papilio machaon (common yellow swallowtail) is the source of this 1755-nucleotide messenger RNA. RefSeq lists its product as uncharacterized. The transcript has a single exon. Gene Ontology annotation, molecular function: RNA-DNA hybrid ribonuclease activity; nucleic acid binding. The record is from RefSeq and is a predicted model, not a curated record. Bases 1 to 1755 code for a protein of 584 amino acids. Lineage: Eukaryota; Metazoa; Arthropoda; Insecta; Lepidoptera; Papilionidae.